Oncorhynchus keta (chum salmon) is the source of this 3065-nucleotide messenger RNA. RefSeq names its product tripartite motif containing 105 (gene trim105). The record is from RefSeq and is a predicted model, not a curated record. Gene Ontology annotation, molecular function: protein binding; metal ion binding. Lineage: Eukaryota; Metazoa; Chordata; Actinopteri; Salmoniformes; Salmonidae.
CGGGUUUUUGACUAGGUAUGGGCUAUAAAUGUAAAUCGACCUGGCAACCCUGAGUCUGGACUUCCUGGGGAGGCGGGGCUCAGCAGCAGCGAACUAACAUCUGGCGAAGCUCGAGCUCUCCACCUCGGGCUGCAGAGACAUCUCUUAGCGACGAGCCCUGUGGUCUGCCUCUAGCCUGUCUAUGAACUGAAGUGCCUCAUUUCUAAAAGAACAGAGCGUCCUCAUCAUGUCUGCGGCAGCUCCGAACAGUAAGAGCCAGUCCAGUCUCAGAGAAGACUUGACCUGCGCCAUCUGCUGUGACCUCUUUACUGAGCCGGUGAUGCUGGGGUGCAUGCAUCACUUCUGUAAGCACUGUAUCAGUACCUACUGGAGGGGUACCCAGACACCGGUUUCCUGUCCCCAGUGUAGGAAGGAGUUCACCACCAAACACUUCCAGACCAACUAUCUGGUGACUGCCAUGGUGGAGAAGGUUAGGGCCUCCACCUCGGACUGUUAUGUCCAGAAUAUACAGAAACAACAGAAGGAUUCGUUGGAGGCUCACAGACGGAGACGAGAGGAUUUCAUCACUGUUCUAAAUGGAGACGAGGACAAGAUGGAGAGCAUCAAGAGAAUUGGCUCUGAGCUGCAGGUGCGGAUCCAAGGGGAGUUCCAGGCGUUGCAUUCCUUCCUUGCGGAGGAGGAGGCGUGUGUGUUGGAACGGCUGCGGAGGGAGCAGGAGGUGGCUCUGGAACAGCUGCAGCGCCACCUGGAGGCUGUCAGAGAGGCUGUCAGUCAGCUGGACCACAGUAUGAGAAUCCUGCAUGAGGCUGCUACUACCACGCACCAGACUGGACUAGUGGAGGUAUUGAAGAGUUCUUCAGGGCCUCCAUUAGACGUGGGCCCAGGACCAGAGCUAGACUUAAAUGGCUUCAGCAGUAGAUACAUGGCACCGCUGCAGUACAUCACUUGGAGGAAGAUGUUCAAGUCUCUCAAACCCGGUCCGGCCCCGGUAACGUUCGACGUGGACACGGCCCACCCCAGUGUCUACGUAUCCAGAGAUAGAACCAUCGCAGUAGACUGUGAUAGCAUGACCCCUUACCAGCCCAACCCUAAGAGGUUCCUACAGUCUGUCAACGUGCUGGGGGCUCAGGGCUUCCAAGAUGGACGCCACUACUGGGAGGUAGGAGUGGGCAGCAAGGCCAAGUGGGACCUGGGUGUGGCGUCGGAGAGGGUUGACCGCCGGGCCCGGGUCAAGCUGAGUCCUGAGAGCGGUUACUGGACCCUACGACUGAGAGAGGGAGACCAGUACUCUGCAGGCACACAGCCCUGGACACGGCUCCAGGUUGGGUGUUCUCCCCAGAGGAUAGGGGUGUUCCUGGACUGUGAUGAGAGGAAGGUGUCCUUCUACAACGCUGAUGACAUGAGUCUCCUGUACUCUUUUAGUAACGGCCCCAGGGGCAGAGUGCUGCCCUUCUUCAGUCCCUGUGUCAAUGAUACUAACCAGAAACCACAGCCCAUACAGCUGCUGCACUAUCCUCCUGUUGACCUGUCCCGUUAGGACAGGUGUCAAUGAUACUAACCAGAAACCACAGCCCAUACAGCAGCUGCACAUAUCCUCAUGUUGACCUGGCCCGUUAGGACAGGUGUCAAUGAUACUAACCAGAAACCACAGCCCAUACAGCAGCUGCACAUAUCCUCAUGUUGACCUGGCCCGUUAGGACAGGUGUGUCAAUAAUACUAACCAGAAACCACAGCCCAUACAUCUGCUGCACUAUCCUCCUGUUGACCUGUCCCGUUAGGACAGUGUGUCAAUGAUACUAACUAGAAACCACAGCCCAUACAUCUGCUGCACUAUCCCCCUGUUGACCUGACCCAUUAGGACAGGUGUGUAGAAGACUGGUGUAUCAAUGACUACAGUCAGAAACCAUAUCCCAUAAUGCUCCUCUUGGUCCUGACUGGUGUGUUUUGAGAUGGGUUUUCUCUGAUCCUUGGCUCUUGAUUUGCCAGUUGCUGUAAUAGUUGGCCUAAAGUGUCUACUGUUUGAGCUGCCCAAGUCUAAAUCACUAAAAUGUAUCACUUCAUUGCUCUGAGGCAUUUACUUCCAAAGGGUUUUGCAAUGGAACAGUUGCUAUAGUAAAUGUCUCAUCGCCAGGACUUAUCAGCAUGAUGUAUCAUGGGAAUCAUAACGUGGUCUCAUCAGCAUGAUGUAUCAUGGGAAUCAUAACGUGGUCUCAUCAGCAUGAUGUAUCAUGGGAAUCAUAACGUGGUCUCAUUAUAAAGGAGUAGUAGAAAUAUUGUAAUAAAUUCUGCUUUAGUGGCUAUGUGUACUUUUUGGGUGACCAAAUUCUCACAGAAAUGUGAGUUAUAGAUAUUUCAUUCUACUUACACUUUUUAGACUUGUUUAAGAUGUGUGAUAUUUCUAUGCUGAAGUUGAUUUUCUUUCUUGUGACUUUUGCUUUCGGUUUUGUUACACCAGCUUCAAAAAGCUGAAACAACAAUAUUUUUGGUUAUUGAAAAUCUAUUUCACAGUGGUUGUACAAUGAUUCUCUACACUAUACCACCUUAUUUUGUCACAUAAACUGGAAUUAGGCAAACUACUAGAGUUUUAGAAGCCAGGAAAUGGCAGAGCGACUUCCUGCAUAGUGCAUCUUUUAAGUUUCGGCCAUAUGCCUGUUGCUCUUUUGACAAAAUGGGGCCCGUUGUCCAUUUAGUGGAUGUUUCCUCCUGUGGUUUUCAGAGUCACUGUAGAUAUUGAUUAUAUGCCAUAAUUACACUGCACCUUUAAAUCCCCCUGCUUUCUCAUCAGGGCUUACGUUAUACCUUCUCACCAUUUUAUGUGAUCUCUGUUUUUAAUCGGUUAAAUAUAGCUUUAAAAGUGUUUUCAUCACAGUACUUUUUAAUUUUGUUUUUGAGUUCUUUGCGAUCAUUAUUUUUCCCUAAUCUGAAUACUACACAUUUUUACAGAUCUCAAUCAAUCUCUGCUCAUCAGAUUAAAUGAAGGACUGAUUUGAUUGUAAUCAGAGAAAGGACUUUUUUUGAGGGGGGGGGGGGUGUCAUUGACAAUAAACAAUGAACCAAAUCAAACA